This is a messenger RNA of Colletes gigas, 2104 nucleotides long. Its product is annotated as cilia- and flagella-associated protein 61-like. Bases 1 to 1515 code for a protein of 504 amino acids. The record is from RefSeq and is a predicted model, not a curated record. NCBI's taxonomy places the organism in Eukaryota, Metazoa, Arthropoda, Insecta, Hymenoptera, Colletidae. The transcript has 9 exons.
AUGGAGAACCGCAUUAGUCUCGUUUCUUUCUCGAACAGAGAGUUCCCGAAACACGAAACGCCCUGGAAUUGUUUGACGAUCAACGACGACGUGCAGGCGGUGGCGUGUUUGGAGAAGAUCCAACUGUCGAUGAGCGACUUUCAGGACGAAAGAAGGAUCGUUCUCUACGGGCACAAUAUAGACUGCUAUUGCGCUCUUCAAGGACUGCUCGAAUCCGGAAUAAACGGCGCUUGGAUCACUUUGAUCGAGCCGCCGUUGCCGGCGAACGAGUCUCGCGAGAGCGUCUUCUUCGACGACUGCGAAGUACGAGAGAUCGGGGAGAUCGUUUCUCACAAAUCGGUCGUAAAACGAGUCGUCGAUGUAUUAAAGGUGUACGCGGAGACGAUGAAUUCGAUUUCGAACAGCGGAGUCGAAGUACUCAUGAACUGGGAGCUGAUCGAUUGGCAUCUGAGGAGCUCGAUCGAGGGAAAAUUCAUAGAGGCGAUCGUUCUGCGAUCCGAGGGCAGAACCAGGACUAUGGAGUGCGACGUCUUCGUCAACUUCAACGAGAAAACGAUCAACAUGGAGCUAUUUUUGGCGAUCUGCAGGUCCGGACUGGUGUUCGACGGUCAGCUGGUCAUAGAUCCGGAGUUCAGGACGAACGAUCCGUCGAUCUUCGCGGCUGGUACCGUCACCAAAUACUCCAGAAAGUACUGCGCCGAUUCCCAACAGCACAAGUACUACGACAGCGUAGAAAUCGGCACGAGACUGGCGAAGGUCCUGCGAUCGGCCAUCGACGCCCAGCAACGAGGCAGUAAAGUAUCCUCGUCGGUGGUCAAGAGCAAAGCUUGCUCGACGCCGCCAUUGUUUCGUUCCGCGAACGUCGUAGCCUGCACUUUGCCCGGUGGUUAUCGGUACCUUCACGUUCGCAAACCUGGGAGACCCGUCCCUCGAAAACAGGCGACUCGUUGCAAUUCCUACGGUUCGGUGUUGAAAACAGGCUCCUGCGCCUCGGAAAUUGGCUACUUUCGCAUACGGUUGAACAGAUUCGACUCCGUCGAGUCGAUAACGUGCUGCAACAAAAAGAAUUUCGAGUUGCACCACGUGAUUAAGUUGUACGGAAAGCACGAGAGCUUGUUGAACGAGUUGAAGACGCGUUUCCAAAAAUCGCUGAUCUCGGACUUGUACGCGUACUUCCGGGAGCCGUGGGCAAUGGCGAUCUUCUACGACAGAUUCGAGUGCCUUCGCGUGGAGAACCGAGCCACGUUGCUGUCCAAAACGGCGAUUCCCGGUUCGUCUUUGGUCGAUGACUGCAUCCGCGCUCUAGUAAAAUCAAAAUGGGAGCCGAUACCGGAAAACGAUCGACGUCGAAUCGAAGAGAAAUACGCCGGGUCGGUGUACCAGCAGGAGCUCGAGGAGAGCCUGCUGGACUUCCUGCAGUUCUCCGAGGAGGAUAUACCCGUGUAUUGCACGCCUGGAAAGUUGCGUGAAUUAUACGCCGACAACGAGGACAGUCCUCUGUACACGUAUCUCUAGCGAGCUCGCCGAUUCCGCGACCGUUUCUAUUUUACGCUUUCUCGAACGGCCAGGCGCGAAAUAAACGAUCGCGACGACUGUUUUUUCUCUCUUCGAGCCUAAUGGACGAUUCUCGAUAUAAAAAUUUUUAAUGUAACUGUUAUUUCUGAUCCCUGGGUCCUAAAAGUACGAGUUGCACGGGUCUUUAUCGCGGGUUAUACGAUCUUUGAAAGAGACUUUACGAUGGCGGCGUCCAACGAAAUGACGGAUCGCGUCACGGCUGGGCGAAUUUCUCACAUUGAGCAGCGAUCGCCUCGGAAAUCGUCCUCGAUCGACGCGUCCGCGACUACAUACUUGGUAUGCGAUCCGAUCUGUAGGUCAAGUUUAACAUUCCGCGACGCUGCUCCAUAAAGACAGCUCAAGGCGGCGUCGACACGCCGCGCCGCCCACGCUGUCACGCAACGACAACAACAAAAACGCGUUACAGAAGCGUCACGGCUAACGCGGAACUGCUCCCGCGGAUCUCGUUCAGGCGUUUCUUCCCCUCUCCUUUUCUCUGGACUGAUAAAAAAUUCGAGAAUGCGAGUCCUUGAACGUCCAUUAGCGGUGC